Messenger RNA from Oncorhynchus nerka (sockeye salmon), 1670 nucleotides. Its product is annotated as ATP-dependent RNA helicase DDX39A-like. The record is from RefSeq and is a predicted model, not a curated record. The coding region runs from base 183 to 1466 and encodes 427 amino acids. Gene Ontology annotation, molecular function: RNA helicase activity; ATP binding; RNA binding. Lineage: Eukaryota; Metazoa; Chordata; Actinopteri; Salmoniformes; Salmonidae. The transcript has 9 exons. Gene Ontology annotation, biological process: mRNA export from nucleus; mRNA splicing, via spliceosome.
CAUUGUAAGUAGUUAGUGGUGAUGUUAGUCUGUUAACCACUAAAUCUCCUGAUUGAAUACAUCUCUUUAUUUAAAACAAAAAUAUGGUCUGGGGGGGGGACAACAAUCUUUAGUCAAAAGCAAAUGGUGAAAACUAGUGUGACCAGCCCCCCCCCCUUCUAAAAAAUAUUUCUGUAGUCAGAAUGGCUGAGAAUGACGCUGAGAAUGAGCUGCUGGACUAUGAAGAGGACGAGGAGCCCCAGGGAGCCCCAGAGACCACUGCCCCAGCAGGCAAGAAGGAGGUGAAGGGCUCCUAUGUCUCCAUCCACAGCUCUGGUUUCAGAGACUUCCUGCUCAAACCAGAGCUGCUCCGUGCGAUUGUCGACUGUGGCUUUGAGCAUCCGUCUGAAGUUCAACAUGAGUGCAUCCCUCAGGCCAUCCUGGGCAUGGACAUCCUGUGCCAGGCUAAGUCUGGUAUGGGCAAGACUGCAGUGUUUGUUCUUGCCACACUACAGCAGAUCGAGCCUGUGGAUGGACAGGUGUCAGUUCUCGUAAUGUGCCACACACGAGAGCUGGCCUUCCAGAUCAGCAAAGAGUACGAGCGCUUCUCCAAGUACAUGCCCACAGUCAAGGCAGCCGUGUUCUUUGGGGGCCUGUCUAUCAAGAAGGAUGAGGAUGUGCUGAAGAAGAACUGCCCUCACAUUGUGGUGGGAACCCCUGGCCGAAUCCUGGCCCUCAUCCGCAACAAGACCCUCAACCUAAAGAACGUCAAGCACUUUGUCCUGGAUGAAUGUGACAAGAUGCUGGAACAGUUGGACAUGAGGCGUGACGUACAGGACAUCUUCAGGCUAACACCACAUGAGAAGCAGUGCAUGAUGUUCAGCGCCACCCUCAGCAAGGAGAUUCGACCGGUCUGCCGCAAGUUCAUGCAGGAUCCCAUGGAGGUGUUUGUAGAUGAUGAAACCAAGCUGACGCUGCACGGUCUGCAGCAGUACUACUGCAAGCUGAAGGACAGCGAGAAGAACCGCAAGCUCUUUGACCUGCUUGAUGUGCUGGAGUUCAACCAGGUGGUGAUCUUUGUGAAGUCAGUGCAGCGCUGUGUGGCGCUUUCUCAGCUACUGGUGGAACAGAACUUCCCUGCCAUUGCCAUCCACAGGGGCAUGGCUCAGGAGGAGAGGCUGUCCCGGUACCAGCAGUUCAAGGACUUCCAAAGGCGGAUCUUGGUGGCCACCAACCUGUUUGGCCGAGGGAUGGAUAUUGAGCGGGUCAAUAUUGUCUUCAAUUACGACAUGCCUGAGGACUCGGACACAUACUUACACAGGGUGGCCCGUGCUGGGCGGUUUGGAACCAAGGGUCUGGCUGUGACCUUUGUGUCAGACGAGACAGAUGCCAAGACUUUGAAUGACGUGCAGGACCGCUUUGAGGUCAAUGUGGCUGAGCUGCCAGAAGAGAUCGACAUUUCCACUUACAUUGAGCAGUCCAGAUGAGUCCUCCAUCCCUGAAGUGUCCCCUAACCCUGAAUCUCUGUCCUUGUUUGGAUGAAAAACCCUCCUCGCUGUUUUAUUUUAAAGCUCUGUUCCUUGACUGUUUACCAUAUGUUUUUUUUAUUUGAAUGUAUCAUUGGGGGUUGUCUGGUUUUAAACUUGUGUUGUGGUUUGGUCAAUGAAAUUAAAACUUUUUAUAAAAUUCCA